UACGUUGUGACGUAGGCAGACACCCAUGUGUUCUCAUGGAAGCACCGGAAGCUAAUUGCAGUUACAGUGAACUGUGUGUUUUAUGUCAGAAAACCUUCACAUUUACCUGAGUUGACUUGAUUUUAGGGGAAAUACAUUUGAGGAGACGUUCAAACAUGUCCUCGUUUAGGAAAGCGCUGAAGUCCCGACAGAGAAACCACCAUGAAAGAUCUCAGCCUGGUUUCAGGAAAAAUCUGGGAUUGCUGGAGAAGAAGAAAGAUUACAAACUCCGAGCAGAUGACUAUCACAAGAAACAAAACACCCUUGCAGCCCUGAGGAAAAAAGCUCUGGAUAAAAACCCGGAUGAGUUUUACUUCAAGAUGAUCAGCUCCAAACUGGAGGAUGGAGUUCACAUGAUAAAGAAAGCCGAGGUGGAGGUGACGGAGGAGCAGAAGAAAGUGAUGAGAACGCAGGAUAUCAAAUAUGUGGAGAUGAAAAGAGUUGCAGAGGCGAAGAAAAUUGAACGGAUGAAAGGAGCGCUCCAUCUUCUGGAUGCUGAGAGCAAGCAAAAGAACAAACACACUUUUUUUGUGAAUUCCAAGAAGGAAGUAAAAAUAUUUGACCUGGCUAGCCAUCUGAACACGGCUCCAGAGCUGCUGGACAGAGUUUACAACCGACCGACUCUGCACACGCUGGAGACCAAGAGCAUCCAGGGAGCUGUGGACACUCCAACCCAAGACAAAAUGGCCAGACAAAGGAAGCAUCAGUAUAAGAUGCUGUCUCAGAGGGUUGACAGAGAAAAGAAACUGUUUGUCAUCAGCCAGAAAAUUCAGACUCGUAAGGAUCUACAGGAUAAAACUAAGAAAGUUAAAGUAAAAAAAGAGACGGAAAAUUCUGCAGCUAUCUACAAAUUCGAGGCCAAGAGGAAGCGCUAACUAAGCCUGAGGGGACAAAAUCUUAAAAUGUGAUCACUUCAACAAUAAUGGACUUGGAAGAACAUUUCCUCCCAGCCAAGACAAAAGAAAACGUUUUCCUCAUUUUUGUUAAAGCUGCAGACUAAUGUAUGCAUUUAUGUUAGUUUCAUUUCAAAUAAACAAGUAAAUAGA
Messenger RNA from Nothobranchius furzeri (turquoise killifish), 1085 nucleotides. RefSeq names its product UTP11 small subunit processome component (gene utp11). The record is from RefSeq and is a predicted model, not a curated record. Lineage: Eukaryota; Metazoa; Chordata; Actinopteri; Cyprinodontiformes; Nothobranchiidae. Gene Ontology annotation, cellular component: small-subunit processome; nucleolus. Gene Ontology annotation, biological process: rRNA processing.